Molecule: messenger RNA, 3379 nt
Organism: Rhododendron vialii
Lineage: Eukaryota; Viridiplantae; Streptophyta; Magnoliopsida; Ericales; Ericaceae
Product: putative F-box protein At3g10240
Exons: 1
Coding region: 93-1178 (361 amino acids)
Molecular function (GO): protein binding
Source: RefSeq, a predicted model, not a curated record
UUUUUCCCCUUCUCUUUGGUCCCUAUUGUGUUCUCAAAUCCAAACGGCACUGUAUCCAUAUCCCAGGAAGAUUUCUCGGAAAGACGAGCGUAAUGGCGAUUGUAGAGGAGCUGCCGCAAGACGUGUUGAUCGACAUCCUAUCUCGGCUUCCGGCGAAAUCCCUCGUCCGAUUCAAAUCCGUCUCCAAACACUGGUACUCUCUCCUCCUAAACCCUAACUUCAUCUCCCUCCACCGCACCCGCGCCCCACUCUGCUACUGCGCCUCCCGCAUCGUCGGGAAUUAUCCCUACCGCUGGCAGAUGCAUUUACUUCCUGACCGAACUUCGAUUCGUGACCUUGAUCUCUCUUUCACCGGGCCCCACCUUGCGGAUUCGAGCCUGUACCGUGGCUCCUGUGACGGACUCAUGUGUCUCUCCGAGAAGUCCAAUAUCGUGAUAUGCAACCCUGCAACGAGAGAGUGUAGGCCACUCCCUCAACCUCCUUACCGUACCUGGCAUACUAGAUAUGUAGGGUUUGCUUAUGAUUCCAAAACCAGUGAUUACAAAGUGGUCAGAGUCGCCACCUUCCGUAAAACCACGCUGGUUGAUAAUAGAAUUCAAAUCUACGGCAUGAGCGCAGAUUCGUGGAAAGAAACCGAUGCUGUGGUGCCCAACCGCGACUUCACCACUUACUAUCAUCUUUGCACGUCAUUGGACGGAAUUUUCUACUGGUUGAGUUAUGAUUCUUCUACUCGGGUCCGCGCAAUCGAUGCCUUAAACACAGUUGAAGGAUCAUUUGAGCGAAUAUCCUUGCCCGCCGGCAUUAGGUCUGAUGGGCAUCUUCAUCUUUGUCUUAUGGAUGAUUCCAUUUCCGUUGUUGUGCCAAAGUAUGACGACCAGCGAGGAGAGACGCUGUUUGACGUAUGGUUAAUGGACGAAUACGGACUUAAGGGGGUUUGGAAUAAAAAGUACACAAUUGGGCCUCUCUUAGGAAGUCACAUUCCAUUUGGGUUUUGCCCAAACAGAGAGGUUCUUCUGUCUGUGUGCAAAAAUGGGAAGAUUGUGUCGUACAAUCAUAGUACACAUUACAUAGAAGAAUACAAACAGUUAUGCGAUUUGCCAGAACCACGUUUUAUAACACAUGUUUUUCCAUACUCAGAGAGCUUAGUGUCUGUCAAGAGACGGGUUGAUUUAGCUUAAUUAGGAUGGUACUGCAUUUACCCGUUGCUAAACAAGAAGAAGAAGGUGAUAAGGCGUACCAAUCAGCUUCUGGAAUUUCUUCUUGAUAGUCUUCUCCUCGAGCACCGUGGAACUAUGAAGCAAUUUAUUCAGGUUUGCAUAUCUGUUGAGAAGUGUGAAAGGAUCCAAUUCCCAGGUUUUGGACAAUGGACGUAUAUCCAUUUUCACUUUUUCUUGUAUGUACUUGUCUUUUCUUCCUAUGUAAUCUAAUCGUGCGCUUCAUAACUACUACUAAAUCUUCGUGUCAACUUAUACUGGGAAGGUGAUGCAUUUGGUUAAACUUUAAACUGUAAGAUCAGCUACUCGGCUUAGAUGCCUUGAAUAUCUUAUUUUUUUUUGGUAUUUUGAUUCCUAUAUUAUUAUCUUGUGCAAAGUGGCUCUAGCAAUUAUCUCAUUAUGGUGCCUUACUUUUUAUACCUUUGAUGAGGACUGUUUGAUUUGGAGAAAGCGGAACAAUAGGACUUUCGUUGGGGUGGGAUGGAGCAGACUGUUUAUGUGGUAUUUCCUUUUCUUCAGUUAUGCCUUUUCCUCUAGUUUGACAGAGGCAUAUCAUUAGGAAGUGGCUUUCUAAAGUACGAGCUGGUACAAAAGCUUGGUCCUUAUGCCAAUUUUGCUGUCGGCCCUUUUUUGUUAAGAAAAUUUAAGGCGGGUAAGCUCUCUUGUAUAUCUCGGAUCAAAUUGUUGAUUUUGUGGAUUCUUUAUAUAGGUGAUUUUCUUCAUCUUUGUUGUGUUUCAGGCUUUUGUGAUGCUUUUAUUGUGUUUCAGAAGUUCAUUUUUUUUUUUUUGGUUUCUCAAUGUGCACGGGUUUCAUCCCCUUGAAGUCAAUUUUGACCAUGACAUAAAUAGCAUUGUCAAUCAACAGGUCAAUUCUCUUGGUAGACAAAUAUGUUACUACAAACACAUUUGCUAGUACUUAUACAUAUGUACAAACAGUAGGGGUACACCUGCUUGUAAGUAUUCUUGUAGAUUAUAGUAUCUGAAUUGAUUACUUGGUGCACAAUCUUGGAAACACAUUACAUGCAUUGCGUAAGAGGAACAUUGCGCUUGAUAUACCUAGUACUUUGCUAUGGUAUCCUGGGCUUUGCACUAUCAAGAGCGACCGAACGGGACAUUCGUGGGAGUAGAGGAGCCUAAAAUCUAAAUAGUUCCGUUUUUGUUUUUCUGCAUAUAGCUGAGAUACAAUGAUUGUGGCAUCUAGCUUUGAUCAAAUUGGGGAUUUUUGCAUUGGUUAAUACUUACUAGGUAUGGCCUUUUUAUGCUUCAACCCUAGCUUCAUCGCCCUCCACCAAAAUCGCGUCCAACCCAACAACUGCUUCCUCGUUAUGCGAUACCUCGUUGAUGACUUGGGUUUCUUCCAAUAGUAUAGAGCUGUGGCUUUAUUACCAAAGUUGAACCUUGGUUUCAACUUAUGUCGAGGAGAAAAUAUAUUAGGUAGAGCUUUGGACGAUAUAAUGUGCUGUUACUUGUAAUUUGCUGUUACUUGUGAAGUUGUGAUUAUAAUCUUGUGCGGACCUGCACUAUCAAUCCUCUCAUUAUGGCUUCCUUUUGUACAAUGAGGCGAGGCAUUAAACUAGAAUGGAGGAAUGCCUGGUUGAUGGCUCCCUUUUGUGCAGGAUGGUUGAUGUUGAGGGAGCAGAACAAUAGGACAUUCCGGGAAGUGGAUGAGAGAUUUUCUUGUAUUAUAUGUAGAUGGAAUACGAGCAUAAUUGCACCUAGCUCGGAUCAAUUGUUGAUUUUUGUCGUUCCUUUGGGUAUGUUGCUAUAUUUGGCAUCUUUUACAUAUGACGUUUCUUAUUUUACUUUUUAUUUUAGUUCGGAAGGUUUGUUUGUUUCACGUUGUAUCCCAGUUGGAUCCCCAUGAUGCUUUUUUCUGGCUAUAUUACUUUUAUCAGAACAAAAUGGCUCGAAACAUUUGGAAGGGGUUGCUUUUUUGUUGAUCGUAGAAAGCAGGGACAAGGGGACAGUAGCAUCUAGCUUUGAUCAAAUUUUUCGAUUUUGUGGAGUUUUGGCAUUGGUGAUUAACUUCGGCCUUUUCAUGAUCUACGACUCCCUGUGUUGCUUUUCUUUGCUUUCCAUGCCUUUUUUACCUUCCGCCUUGUAUACAGGUUUCAUCCCCUUUUUUGUAAAAUUUUAUUUCCUUAUUAAAUCAAAAAAGAUUAGAA